Messenger RNA from Racocetra persica, 191 nucleotides. The record is from the annotation of a GenBank genome assembly. Lineage: Eukaryota; Fungi; Glomeromycota; Glomeromycetes; Diversisporales; Gigasporaceae.
AAGUUUAGAUGAAGAAUUACAAUCAAUUACUGCUAAUAAGAAAGCGUUGGCCUUAGAAAAGGCUGCUUUGACGAAAGAAAAAACCGAAUUAUCACAACAAUUAGACAAUUUACAAAAGGAAUCUAAUCGGCACGCUAAGAAAAACACAUCUAUUAAUGAGCUUGAAACACGACUGCGGAGAUUACAGAAAG